AUGGAAGAGAGUACAAAUGACUUGCUAAAGAAGUUGUUGCUUGACAAUCAACAGCUCAGGACCGAUUUCAAAAAUCUUGAGAGGCAAAUGGGGCAGUUAGCAACAAAUCAAAAUACUAGACCUGCAGGCGCUCUCCCCAGUGAUACAGAGAAGAAUCCUCAAGUUAAUGCAGUUACACUCAGAAACGGGAGGGGACUAGAGAAAGUGCCAAAGAAGAGAAAAGACAAGCCUAUACCUGAGGGGGAGUUGAUUCCUAAGGCAACACACGAAUCAAAGAAAAAUGAUGCAACUUCAGAGCCAGUGGAUGCUACAAGGCCACCACCACCUUUCCCCCAGAGAUUGCAGAAAAAGAAUGACGAUCACAUGUUCAGCAAAUUUCUCUCUAUGUUGAGCCAGGUUCAAUUGAAUAUUCUACUGGUGGAUGUACUUCAUGAAAUUCCAAAGGUCCAAAACAAGCUCCCUCAAAAGCUUAAGGAUCCUGGCAGCUUCACCAUUCCUGUGCGAAUUGGUAAUAUUGAUGUGCUGGCUGAUAGGUCCAUAGCAUACCCUGAAGGAGUGAUUGAAGAUGUGUUGCUGCAAAUUGGGAAAUUCAUAUUCCCUGCGGACUUCAUUAUACUAGAUUUUGAGGCUGAUGAAUUGCAAUCCAACUUCCCCCGCUAUUAUGAGGAGCUCUCGAUGAUAUCUGUUGUGGAGGUGGAUGAGCAACUUCUUGACACGAGUGUAUAUCUAGACGAUUCUUUAGAGAAAGCACUUAUGUUGUUUGAUAGCUUGGAGAUUGAUGAGGAGGUUGAGGAGAUGAUGCAUAUCCUAGAUGCAUCAUGUGCUUACAUGCAGGGGAUACAUCCCUUUGAGCCCCUGAAUAGGCCAAGUGGGCCUCCUCCAAAGCCGUCAAUUGAGGAAGCUCCAAAAUUGGAGCUCAAACCCUUGCCCCCUCACCUUCAAUAUGCUUAUUUGGGCAGUUCUGACACUUCACCUGUUAUUGUUUCUUCUGACUUGUCUAAAUUGCAGGAAGAAAAGCUGUUGAGAGUGCUACAUGACCACAAGCGAGCAAUUGGGUGGACGAUGUCUGACAUUAGAGGCAUUAGUCCAGCUUUCUGCAUGCAUAAAAUCCUCAUGGAGGAUGGACACAAGCCAAGUAUAGAGCAACAACGCCGACUAAAUCCAAUCUUGAAAGAGGUGGUGCAUGAUGGCUAUUUUAUUGACAUGGUUGAAAGAUUCGUGGAAGUGUUCAUGGAUGAUUUUUCUGUGCUUCUUAAGAAAGAUGUCUCCUUCAAGUUUGAUGAUGCCUGUCUGAAAGCAUUUGAGGAGCUGAAGGGAAGAUUAGUAACUGCACCAAUUGUCAUUGCUCCGGAUUGGGAGCAGCCAUUUGAGUUGAUGAGCGAUGCGAGUGACAUAGCAAUCAGAGCUGUUUUGGGGCAAAGGAGAAAUAAAAUCUUUCACUCCAUUUACUAUGCGAGCAAAACUCUGAAUCCAGCCCAGAUGAACUACACGGUUACUGAAAAAGAGUUGCUUGCAGUGGUGUGGGCGUUUGACAAAUUAGAAAAUCGGAGCCAUGUAGCUGAAGGAGGGUCAAUCAAAGAGACAUUUCCUGAUGAGCAAUUAUUAGCAAUCACCUCAAGUGAAGCCCCAUGGUAUGCAGAUUAUGUGAAUUUUAUUGCAAGUGGGCUGACACCACCAGAUUUGACACCUGAUAAUAGAAGCAGAUUUCUACAUAAUGUGAUGUUCUACUUAUGGGAUGAGCCAUUCUUAUAUAAGCAGUAUCAGUUGGUACGAAGAUGCCAAAGAAUCGGAACAAUCAUGAAGAAGCACGAGAUGCCUCUGCAAAAUAUUCUGGUAGUAGAGGUUUUCGAUAUUUGGGGGAUUGAUUUCAUGGGACCGUUCCCAUACUCUAAUGGUCACAGGUACAUCUUGGUGGCGGUCGACUAUGUUUCUAAGUGGGUGGAGGCCAUUGCUCUUCCUACUAAUAAUGCAAAGGUUGUGGUAAGCUUUGUGAAGAAGCACAUCUUCUCACGCUUUGGGACUCCAAGAGUGUUGAUAAGCCACGGAGGAACUCACUUCUGCAACAAAUUGCUGAAUAAUGUUCUUGCAAAGUGUGGAGUUAAGCACAAGGUUUCCACUGCCUAUCACCCCCAAACGAGUGGUCAAGUGGUAGUUUCAAACAGAGAGGUAAAGCAGAUUCUAGAGAAAACGGUAAGUGGAAAUAGAAAGGACUGGGCCGUGAAGCUAGACGACGCAUUAUGCGCAUAUCAAACUGCAUACAAGACCCCCAUAGGUACUUCUCUGUAUAUAUUAGUUUAUGGGAAGGCGUGCCAUUUGCCCGUCGAGCUUGAAAAAGCCUAUUGGGCAAUUAAAAAGCUGAAUAUGGAUAUGGACUUAGCUGGUGAGAAGAGGUUGCUGCAACUCAACGAGCUUGAUGAGUUUCGGUCCUUUUGUUGUGGUAAGUGUGAGCCUCAUGGAGCUGUGCAAUUGCGUGAUACGAGCUCAAGUGGUACCUUCUUGGUUGCUAUGGCUCGUGACAGUGCCGCUAAAGGAAAAGGGUGGGGAAGUCCUCCACUACUCCUCCCCCUCCAAAGAAACGCAAGAAAUGCAAGAGCUCUUCCCGACAAGCCAAGGGAAAGCAAGUGGCUAGCGGGUCUACGAAGCAAUCACGGCCUCGGUUGGAAUUUUUAG
Nicotiana attenuata is the source of this 2670-nucleotide messenger RNA. RefSeq lists its product as uncharacterized. The record is from RefSeq and is a predicted model, not a curated record. The transcript has 10 exons. Gene Ontology annotation, biological process: DNA integration. The coding region runs from base 1 to 2670 and encodes 889 amino acids. Gene Ontology annotation, molecular function: nucleic acid binding. Lineage: Eukaryota; Viridiplantae; Streptophyta; Magnoliopsida; Solanales; Solanaceae.